Molecule: messenger RNA, 462 nt
Organism: Dibothriocephalus latus
Lineage: Eukaryota; Metazoa; Platyhelminthes; Cestoda; Diphyllobothriidea; Diphyllobothriidae
Source: the annotation of a GenBank genome assembly
UCCCAAGCCAAGACGCGAGUUGUCGCCCCGACGGUUCCCGAGGUUGAAUUUAACCCCUCGGUCGCCAAGUUGAAUGAGACAGAACAGAAGACUUCAGCAGCAGCCGGUGGAGAAGGUAGGGUAGGUAAUGCAGCCAGCAGUGUAGACGCGGCGAAAUCAAUACCCGAGUUGCGGGUGCAGACGCCUACGGUAAAGGGUGAUUCCAGCAGCAUAACGGAGGGAGAACGGAAGCCGAGCAGAAAGGCGAGCUCGGACAGCCAGGCUACAGAUGCUAGUUGUGAUACCUUUACGCUGCGAACACCCUGCUCUGGUUGCAAUCCCCUGUCGUUUUUUGCCGGAGCAUACCCACCGACAGUAGGCGCUGUCACCUUGGAACUAUCAACCUCAACUCCAGUGGAUGCCGCAGUUACCACCACCACCACCCCCACCGCAGUGGAACCAGAUGCCAGUACUGACAACUGA